UGUGGGAGGAAAGAAUGAAUCCAGGGGAACUGAGUCAGCAGCUGCUGCGGUCCCUCUCGGCUGCUCCCCACAACUUCCGUGGCUCGACUUAAGCCCCAUUAAUAAAUGUUAACUUUUUUUUUUUUUAACUUAACACGGAAAGCGUGAACUGCGUUAGUGCGGAGCAAGAGGCGUCUUUUGGGGGAGUGAGACUGAAGAGGACCAUCUUGAAUCGCUGAGACGUCGUUUACCCCGAGGCUUCAUGUCUCUCAGAGUUUCAGGCAUGAGCGUUUUUCCUCCGGUUCGCCGGGACCGGAUCAUCGCUCAGCUGCCUCAGGCUUUCAGAAAGGAGGUGGCUCUUCACGUUACGGAAGAAUUCAACAAUAAAGUGAGAACGGCCUGCCAGGAGCAGCGGACCGGCACUGUGGGAUUUAAAAUCUCCAAGGUCAUCGUGGUCGGUGAUCUGGCUGUGGGGAAAACCUGCCUGAUUAAUAGAUUUUGCAAGGAUGCCUUUGAUAAGAACUACAAGGCGACCAUCGGUGUUGACUUUGAGAUGGAGCGCUUCGAGGUGCUCGGCGUCCCUUUCAGCCUGCAGCUUUGGGACACUGCAGGCCAGGAAAGGUUCAAGUGCAUCGCCUCCACUUACUACAGAGGAGCUCAGGUUGUGAUAAUCGCGUUUGACGUGAAUGACAUCGCCUCUCUGGGCCACGCCAGGCAGUGGCUGGAGGAUGCCUUGAAGGAGAACGACCCCACCAGCGUUCAGCUCUUCCUCGUCGGCACAAAAAAGGACCUGAGUUCUCCUGCUCAGUAUUCCCGGAUCGAACAAGAUGCCGUGAAAUUUGCGAGAGAGAUUCAUGCCGAGUACUGGGCUGUCUCAUCGCUGACGGGGGAAAACGUCAAAGAGUUCUUCUUUCGAGUCGCCGGUUUGGCCUUUGAGACAAACGUUCUCGCCGAGUUGGAGAAAAGCGGAUCGAGACAGAUUGGCGAUGUUGUCAGAAUUAACAGCACUACAAGCAAUCUGUGCACCACAACAAAGAAGAAGCAGGCCAACUGCUGUCAGUAAGGAUGGGAUAACGGUUUUUAAAAACACAAAAACAAACGCACAGACUCUGAAUGAGACUUUUUCCUCGGCGGUGGAUGAGUGUGGCUGCCGUCCAGCUUAGUUGGGAGGAUUUCUGUGGCCAGAAAAGGAGGGGAGCAUUUCAUGGCAUGUUUAAAGUCUGUAUUAUUAUUAUUUUUUUCCUGACCAGCAGGAAAAGUGAGAAUAUUUGUGGUGGACUUUAAACACAGAGCGAUAGCGCUGCCAUCAAACUGCCAAAGAGUUUUCAGAUUCUUACUCAGCUUGUAGCUCCAGUUUUGCUGCUGUAGAGUUUUUCAGAACCAAUUACUUGUUGCAUUUUUAGCUCAAAUACAGAAGUGAAGUUUUGAUUGUUUUUCCCAACUCCUGCUUUUUAGAUUGUUACUUCUUCCCCUCAACUCCUUCGUUGCCAUUUAGAUGUUCUGGCAACUUGAUAAAAAUGUGUAAAUCGUCUUAGUAUGAAUGUAUCUUUUAAGGCUGUGGCACAUUUUCAUACUGAAAAAAUUACGAAAUUCAACCUUUAAUUUAAGUGCAAUUGUUAUGUGGGUGAAUUUUUUUUUAUACAAAACUACUGGAAUCCCUUACUUUAAACUGAAUGACAAUAUUAAUUUUUCUCAGUAAUUUUUUUUUCUUUCAUUUUUAUAGUGGCUGUGAACUUUUACUUACUAACCUGGGAGUUCUUGUCUGCCUGAAGCCUCACUAUACACCCACUUCUGUUAGUCUCUCUUCAGAAUAGGAAAGAAAGGACAGAGAUGCCAUAUUUAUGUGUCGUUUAAAGUCAGGGCAUUUCGACAAGAAAAUGCAAUAAUUUAGAAGUAAUACGUUUAGGUUCUUCUUUGUAGCUUAGUUUGAUUUUGUUGCGACUUUCUGUUUCCCUAAUUCAGUUAGUUUUAGUCAGUCUUUAGAGUGUGUUUGCUAGGUUUUUUUGGGGGGUCAUGGAGUGCUGUAAUUUGCCGACAAUUGAAACAAAACACUAAAACGAAGAACUUCUCUAAUUUCAGUGUGUUUAGUUACUUUUAUGAACAAACAAUAUAGUUCCAGUUGGUUAUAGACUUUCACCAUUAAUUACCAUUACUUAUUUCAGUUGGCAAAAAAUGUUUCUCAAUCUCACUUUUCUUUAUUUUGUUAGGUUUUGUUAACUGUACUAACCUUGACAUAAAAGUCUCGUAAGAAUAAAACCUUCAUAGCCACAACGAACAUGUAAGACCUGUGAUUAAGGUGUUUAAGGCCAACUUACACAUUCUUCAAGUCAUUUAAGACUUCGCAAAGGAUGUGUGAACACGCUGAGCCCAACAGAAGAAAAAAUAAUGGCAACACUUUAUUUGACAUGCAUAAGACUGACAUGACACUGUCGUUUUAUUGUUACUGCUCUACAUUCUUUGUCCUCCACAAAAAUGUGCUCACAUUAAAGGUUGGAUCAGUGUGAGAUUAUGCUACUACAAUAAAAGUCGUCACAAAGGGA
Xiphophorus couchianus (Monterrey platyfish) is the source of this 2519-nucleotide messenger RNA. It is a transcript of the gene rab34a, whose product is annotated as RAB34, member RAS oncogene family a. The record is from RefSeq and is a predicted model, not a curated record. Gene Ontology annotation, molecular function: GTPase activity; GTP binding. Lineage: Eukaryota; Metazoa; Chordata; Actinopteri; Cyprinodontiformes; Poeciliidae. Bases 242 to 1042 code for a protein of 266 amino acids. The transcript has 11 exons.